This is a messenger RNA of Aethalodelphis obliquidens (Pacific white-sided dolphin), 9270 nucleotides long. It is a transcript of the gene RHOF, whose product is annotated as ras homolog family member F, filopodia associated. The coding region runs from base 7212 to 7847 and encodes 211 amino acids. The transcript has 7 exons. Gene Ontology annotation, molecular function: GTPase activity; GTP binding. Lineage: Eukaryota; Metazoa; Chordata; Mammalia; Artiodactyla; Delphinidae. Gene Ontology annotation, biological process: small GTPase-mediated signal transduction. The record is from RefSeq and is a predicted model, not a curated record.
AAUUGGCUGGAGCAGGGCGGCAGGGUGCGGCAGCCAAUCAGCGCGCGGCUUCUAUAGGGCUUGAGUUAUUAGACGCUGCUCUCAAAACAUCCUUCAUCAGACACCAAGGAGAGGCCAACAGAUGAGGGGAGCCAUUUUUCUGCAAUGGAAUUAAAUGGCCAAGUGGGUUUUUCCUUUGUUGCAAAUGGGGAAUGUUUUUCCUUUGACUCCACCAUCCAGUUCAGGACGCCUCAGUGUUGUGUUUAACAUUUGUCAACAGGCUAAAGGACUCACAAUUGGAAGAAUGAAGAAGACUUUUUAAAAAGAUCUGGAUUUUUCCUUAUGACUUGGAAUCCAUCUUUGUCUUGUAUAACUAGGUCAUAGCACACCAUUAAUGUCAGCAGUUAACAAUUUUGAAUUCCAAAAAACCUAAGUAAACGACAUAUUUAAUUUUUUUCCUCUUUUUUUUUUUCUUGGGUGGGUGGGGGGAGCUUGGAGCUGUCUUAAUCUGUAUUCUCUUGACUGAACAAUAAAUUUUUAUAUAUAUAUAGUUUCCUCUAUUAAACACUUAAACCUGGCCAUCUUAUUAACUCCUUCUGCUCUCUUUUUAACAAGGUAAUGUUUUAAAUGUAUAGUUUUAGGACUAGCGAAAUGGCAGCAACAAAAAAUUGUAAGCAGUCGUUACUCUUUUAAGUUUUUUAAAAACCUUUUACAUUGUAAGUACCCAGUCCAUUCUGUCCUUACGCAGUGCAGUUUUCAUUGUUAAUGUUGCUGAGAUGUCCUUAAUUUUCUGAACCUUCAUCUGCAUGUAUGUCUUUGUCGCUCUUGUCUAACAUAAAACAGUUAAAAUGCUUUUAGACGAUUUUGCUUUUAUACAGCUAGGGUUUUAGCUUUAAGCUUUUGAAAAUGUUUAUAGCAAUAAAUGCUAGUCAGCUUUCUUCCCAGUAACAUGUACACUUUCUUUGAAAAUCUAUCUAUUUGAAGAAAAACAUCUCUGUUUUUCUCGUCUUGGUAGGGGGGUGGGUGAGGGAAAGGAAGACCUCUUUGUGUAAAGAGACUAAAGCCGUCACAGGAAACUAGAUUAAAACUGGAAAACAAGUCCUAGCUGGUUCGAGCCAAACACCAUCGUUAACUCGGGGGUAUUUUCUAUGGUGGUUGGGAUGGCCGGUGCGUCUUUUGCCUUUUGUUUGAUUUGACUGUGUAUUUUCGCCUUUUGUCUCUUAAUGACGGUCACACCAUUGCUAUAUCCAGAGCAGUAAACAGUCCUCAGCGAAGCCGCCUUUUGCCAACCCAACCCUGGAAAAUUUGCAGAAGUGGAAGGAGCUGAAAAUGCCAUGAGAGUGUAACUUUAAAAAGGAUCAUGACCGGAGAAGGGGCCCGGUACCCCCAGAGUGGACCGUCCUCCUUUGGACAGAAGCAGGCCUAGUUUGACAGUCCUCCCACUAAGGUAGGUGUGAGCCCUUUCCCAGCCUGCGAGAGAUAUUUGGGGGGCUUUGGCCUGGACCCCAGGGAGGGCGGGCACCCCAAACCUGCUAGUCUGGUUCUGCAGCCCUUCCCCCCCACAGAUGUGUGGGACUGAAAUCGGCUGCCUGCUGGGCCUGCUUGGUCCAUCCAUCCCCGCCUGUCAGCUUCCGUUGUCAGGAGUUUGGGGCGUGCAAUUCUUUGCCAUAUUUAGGAGCAUAGGAGAGGCUGCACUUGCAUGUAUUAGGUUGGCCCAAAAGUUAGUUCGGGUCUUUCCGUAACAUCCUACAAAAGCCCGAACGAACUUUUUGGCCAACCCAAUAUUUCCCAGUUGUGUGGUGGGUGGAGUGCCCUGGAUGCCUCUUCUGAAAGACACAGGCAGCUGCCAGGAAACCGGGCCCGGCCCUGGCCCUCCCUUCCGGCCUCCGCUGGGGGCGUGUGGGGUGACUGUGUGAGCUGGCCUCUUCCCCUCUGAUGUCUGGCUGCUAGGGAGGUGAAGAACAGAAAGACCUGAGAUCUGGGCCAGCUUUCUUUAAGAAAGAGGUUUCUUGACUCUUCCCCUUCCAGGGAAUUCCCACGAUUCCACCUCACCCAGGCCCCCCCCCACCAAAAAAAAAAAGAAAAGAAAAAGAAAAAGCCCUGUUUGUAGAACGGGAGAAACCCGGAUUUGAAACCUGGCUAGCCAUUUCACCUGCUGGGACCUUGCGUAAGCAGCACAGAUCCUCAGCCCCAGUUUCACCAUCUACACAGAUGGGUCAGUGAUUGUCAAAGUUGAGUGUGCAGCCGAAUCACACGGGUGGCUCAUUAGAAUCGACUCCGAGGCCCGGUCCUUGAGUUUCUCAUUCAGUAGGUGGGGCCUGAGAGCUUGCAUUUCUAACAAGUUCCCAGGUGAUGCUGAUGCUGCCUUGUGGAGACAUUUUGAGAACCUUUGGGCCAGGUAACACCUGGGGUGUUGUGAGGAUCCAAGCAUGUGCUCUUGGAACCCCGAACUAUUUCUUGGUGCGGAGGUGUCGCUUCGUAGAGAUGGCAGCUCUCUCCUUAUUCUCCUUACGCAAGCUGACAGCAUGCAGUUUCCCAUUCUCUUUAUCUCCAGGAAGCUCCGCAGCUGGAGACAGUGCGGCCCUUGAUCUCUGACCCCUCUCCCACGUGAUCUUUAGUUUGUGAUUACUUUGAUGAGCCAUUUGGGUCCAGGUGCUGCUGAUUGCGCCGCCUCCCCCGUUCGGGCCGAGGCUUGACUUCCGGGUCUAAUAGGCUCUGCUCACUUUUAUCCCAUCCUUCAGUUUGGGGGCUGGAGUGAGGACUGGGGGAGCCGUAGGGCUUGACCCAGAGGUUUUGUUGGGAACGUGUUGGUGCUUAAUCGAGGGAGGCUCUAAGGCAGGCAGCUGUGGGUUUGACUCUCCCCUGUGCUGGUUGACCUUGGGCGAGUCUCCUGUGUAAAGUGAUGAUAAUGAACCCUGCAGUAAAGGGUGGAGGGCGGAUUAAGUGCGAUUAAGGGGGCCGGCCUCACAGGCUUCACACCAGUUGGCCCCCCUUCGGAGGUGGCUGCGGGGGGUGGGGCUGGGCUGUCCGAGAGCUCCUCCCCCACCAGCCCACCUCGUAGCACGUGGCACAGCCUCAGGGCAAAGGGGAAGGCUGACCUUCUGCAGGCUGGGAGCCAGCUCCAUUUUUACUCCAGUGUGUGAGUUGGGAUGGUGGCUUUUCCUCAAGUCCACAGGCUGUUGUUCCAUGAUGGGUCAUGGUUUGGGGGGUUCCCCCCACCCGGAGAGUAACGUGACUCACCCAAGGUCAGGAGGUCACCACCGGCAGUCAGGAUGAGAUUCCAGGUGUCUUCCAGCCCAGCACCUGUGUGCAUGGCACCCCCUCGCCCCAGCUGCUGGGUUAUUCUGGGCUCCUGCCAGUGCUAGCUGUCUGCUGGCGUCACCGCCUGGGAGCUGGGAAAGCUAUUUGGUUGAAAGUAACCAGCGUGGUACUCUUAGGUCCUUCUGGCUGCCAUGCCUUGGCGCCAUGAGGGUCUCCAGAUAAGCUGGAUUUGGUCCAUGCUGUCUUUUGCUGGGGGGCAAGGGGUGCAGCCGACCACACCUGGCACCAGACUCCCUUCCCCCUACCCAGGGUGAGCACUUUGUAAAAGUUGGCGAGGCUCACAUUAUUAGUAUCAUACGAGCCUUUCCCUCCUUCCACAGUCUGCCCCAAUCCGGCGGUUUAAAUUCGGCUCUGCCAUUGAUGAGUUCAUUCAACUCCCUGGAUUCUCAGGUGACCUUUCUGCCCCCUGAGGGUGUCCUGCAUCCCUUCUGAUAGAGCCCUUGGGGCUCCACGGGGCUGGGGUCUUUAUCUCCCGUGGGCGUUGGAUAGUUAAAUAAUUGAUUUAAACCUCUCCCUCCCAGCAGCAGCUUGGAGGGUUACAGCCAGUUCCUCCACUCCCGCCCUCGGACCAAUUAGGGAACAAUGAGGCGCUCCAUUGUGGUCCGGGUGUGAUUCUUGGAAGGGAGAGGGGUCCCGAUGACCUGGAAGGAUCGUACCCCUCCCCGCUUCCUUUUUUCACCCCCUCUUUCUAAUUUCUUUGUCUGGCACGCCAGUACCUCCUAGGUGAAGGGAGGGGCGGGGCAGCCUAUCAGUCCUCAGACUGGUUCCUCUGCCGAGAGCGUGGCUCCACCCACCGGUCGCCCAGCAAGCUCGGGGCGGGGCUGCUCCUGGCGCCCAGCCGGUGGAGCCUGCCUGGAGAGGGCCACGCCAGCGGAAGGGCGGCCGGAGGUGGCCGGACCUGCCUUCCUACUGGACGCCAGGGGCCCGCCCCUUCCGGCCCGUUGGGCGAGAGCCGAGGCGUGGAGUACGACCUUUUGGACCCCCUGGGUGGAAACUGAACCUCUGCCUGGACUGUGGAGAUGGGCACCCUGCCAUCUCAGAGGCCGCCUGGGUCCAGUGCUGUCUCCAUCUGGCCAGUGACCUCGAUGAGUUCCUACUCCUCCAGGAGUCGUGGUCUCUCCUGUGAAUCAGGAGGAGGAGGUUGGCAGAUAACCUUUGACCUGUCUCUGAGUCUGGCUUUGUGGAGGUAGCUCUUUGUACUCUGGUGGUGACUCCCCUGAGCCCACCACCACAUGUUGAGCCUGGAGAGAGUCCUGGGACAGGGAUAGACAGCCUUGAUCCCCCAGGCUGCGCUGGGCCACCUCCCAUCCCUGGGGCCCCAGAGGAUGGUCAGUUACUUCUGUCUCACGUGGGGUGGAUGACCCCUCAGGUGUGUAGUGACCUCCCAGAGUAUGCUGAGGCACCAGGGAAGUGGAAGCCAUUAGCAUUGUCGUUAAUGUCCCCGUCCUGACCUGUGCUGGCCAGACCUUGCCCUGACAAGACAGAAGUGGAUCUGGCCCUACUUCUCUCUUGUGGUCAGUUGGCCUCACUAGAUCCCAGGCCUAGAUGUGAGCACAAAUCAGUUCACCCCCGCAGAUGCCACCUGCCAGCUCCCCUAGGCUUCUGUGUCUCGACAGCUUUGUGGCAAGAACCAGUUUAAAGAAUUUUUUCUUACCCUUCUAAAUCUCUCCAGGAAUUCCUGGUGAAUAGAAGAAUGGCAUGGGUCCUCGGAACAUUUUGCAGGUAAGGGAGUAGGGCUCCCCGGGCCCGUGGGUGUUCCCAGUGCCUCAGCUGGCCUGCCCUGGCACAGCACCUCUAAGGAAGCUCCGAGCAGCUGGCCUGGCUGCCGGGUAUUUUUAGCUACAGAUCCAGCCCCUACACCACCACUGGAGCCAGGUCCAAAUCAAACACGCUCCAGGCAGGGUGGGGCUGGGGCUCUGUGCCAGCCUCUCAGCCAGGCAGGGGUGGGUGGGCAGGCUGGGGCCAGUGUCAGCUGUCCUGCCUGGACCUGGGCCGGCCUGGGAAGACCUGCUUUCAUGUAAGUCAUUUUUUCUGUUAUAAGUUGAAAUCCAUUAGUUAGACAGAAAAGGUGGAAACCGAGGUCUGAGGAUUUUGAGGAAAAGUUAAGUGCCCUCUCCCUACGGGCUGGAGCAGUUCCCACAGUUUGCUCAGAAUGGGCAAACUCUAAGUGAGUUCUCUCAAGGCCCUUCCCAGAUGAGGUAGUCUUACUCUCCCAGUCACUCCCUGAGCUUCAGGGUAUCUGAUGUGAGGUCAGGCCUGUGCCUGGCUCAAAGGUAAGUGGUCCUCCCCUCCCUCAAAGCCCUCUUCCAUCCUCCCUCUCCCUGAGUGAUGGCUUCCUCCCCCUCCUCUUCUGCCAGCCCCAGGCUGCCACUGUGUAGAGAUGGCCCCAGCUCUGUCCUCACCAGCCAAUCACAGCUCUCCCCUGGUCACCGGAAAGAGCUUUCGCUGGGCUCCUCUGUUCAGAGCCUCUGUCUGACACCCAUCUUGAGCCUGAUAGCCAGGCCCCUGUGAUCUAACCCUCAUCACCUUGACAACCAUGUCUGGUCUCCCUACUCAUGCCCCAGCCACUGCCAAACCUGAUGGGGUUUCCAGCCACCAUGCAUUUACUCAGGCUGGGUACCCAUCCUACUUCCUCUGGCCCUUCCUGCCAGCACUGCCAAGCUUAGUUCAUGUGUUGCCCAGCUCUCAACUUCCUCUGAACCCCACGGGGGCUCCGGUGUCUGAAUUGUUCUCGUCUCGCAGACUCCUUUAGACUGCUUCCCCCAGGACUGAGUUCCUCAAAGGCAGGAACACAAUUGCCUCUCAAUAAACGUGUGCUGCAAAGAAGGAAUGAAUGAAUUGCUGUAUAUUUGUCUAGGGGUGCUUGACCCAGCAGAUGCCCUCUGGCCCGGUGACAGAGUAGGGCUUUCCGCUUAAGAACCUGGAGCUGGGUCUUCUCUUCCCAGCUCUGGGCUCUUUGGGGGCUUCCUGGGGCAGUCUCUGCUGCCAUCUGGUGGUCAGAUUAUGCCUUGCAUUCUCUGAAAACGUUGACCUGGCAUUUAUGGUGCCAGGUUGACGAUUUCCUUUCCGAAGUAAAAUUUACCUGAUCCUUGCUGAGUACCUGAAAGUGGGGAAUCUUCUGGGUGGGAUGAGGGCAAGAAGAUCCUGAAUCCUGCCAGCCCUUCUCUGAGGAAACUGUCAGAUGUCCUACCCCAGCUGGGAAAGAUUCUGCUCUCUCACCUAGCCAUGUCCCAGUGCCUGCCUGGUACAUGCUUGAUCCUGGGGGUCCCUCUGCCACUCCUGACCACUGGCCUGGUUUGUGCAAAAGACAGUCCAAGGGAGGGAAGGGGUGGGAGGCAGGGGUGGUUUUGCCCAGACGCCCUGAUAGUACCUGGCCAGAGUGAAUGCUCGGUAAAUAGCAGUUUGGGUCCGGGGGUUGAGGAGAAAGCUUGGGAUGAAGGAUAUGUGGCUGCUGGCUGGAGAACACAAAUUUCUUGGUGGGAGCAGGGUUAUCAGUCUCCAAAGUGGACGGAAGGGGGCCCAGCUGAUCUCAACUAGAUUUACCUUGACCUUCCCCUUCCCCUUCUCGACGGCGUCUUGCUUGGUUCCCACGCCUCUGGGCCUUGCUAGAAAGAGGUUCCCGCCCGCUUGGUUUGGGGCCAACCCUCGAAAGGGUUCUGGGGCCACUCACCUGUUACCAAAGUUGCCGCGCCGAGGCCAUCGCCCGGCAGAGGGCGCCAGACCUCCACCUUUGGGAGGUAGGGUGAUAGGUAAGCGGAACCGCUAUUCCCCAACCCACACACAGGCUCACUCCCAUAGGGCCAGACCACGUGGGCAGACAGGACCCCUAUGCCAGGAUCUUUCUUGGAACCACCGACGCUACCUUCUGGGGGAAAACAGGGCGCCGCCGCCAGUGCUGCCUGCUCCCGGCUAUGGACAACCCUGGGGCCCCAGCCCCGACUGCCGCCCCGGGCCCGGGCAAGAAGCAGCUGAAAAUCGUGGUUGUGGGCGACGGCGGCUGCGGCAAGAGUUCGCUGCUCAUGGUGUACAGCCAGGGGUCCUUCCCCGAGCACUACGCCCCAUCCGUGUUCGAGAAGUACACGGCCAGCGUGACCGUGGGCAGCAAGGAGGUGACCCUGAACUUAUACGACACCGCCGGGCAGGAAGAUUAUGACCGGCUGCGGCCCCUGUCCUACCAGAACACCCAGCUCGUGCUCAUCUGCUAUGACGUCAUGAACCCCACCAGCUAUGACAACGUUCUCAUCAAGUGGUUCCCGGAGGUCACCCACUUCUGCCGUGGGAUCCCUAUCUUGCUCGUUGGCUGCAAGACAGACCUGAGGAAAGACAAGGAGCAGCUGCGCAAGCUCCGGGCGGCCCAGCUGGAGCCCAUCACCUACACGCAGGGCCAGAGCGCCUGCGAGCAGAUCCAAGCUGCCCUCUACCUGGAAUGUUCUGCCAAGUUUCGGGAGAACGUGGAGGACGUCUUCCGAGAGGCCGCCAAAGUUGCCCUCAGUGCUCUGAAGAAAGCGCAGCGGCAGAAACAACACCGUCUGUGCCUGCUGCUUUGACACCUCCCGGCGGGGCCCACGGCCCUCACGGUAGAACUGAGAGGACCCAGGUCCCCAGCUCCAGACUACUCCCCGGAUCCUGCACCCUCCCCAGCUCUCGAAGGGCACUCGGAGUCGGGCGUCUCCAGGGCCUGGUGUCUGGAGCCUGUGGCCAGGCUCUUGGAACAUUCUGGAACUCUCUCCUUUCCCAGCUGGGGCUCUGACCACGAGCUCCCCUCCAGCCUGCAUGGUGGUGGUGAGCGAGGGUGCUGGACUCAGUCCCUCUGUACCCUGGAACUAGCAUUUGUCCCCAGGACUCAGGAGUGCCCUCAUCACUACCAACCCCCAGCUGUGUGUCCCCUUCUGCACACCCAAUAGGUCCUCAAAGCCUGUGCUUGAGAUGAGAAAUGACGUCUGGUAUGAGGAUAAAUGUGGACUUGGCAGCGUUCCACACGGCCCCCAAGCCUGCUCUCCCCAGUCACCCGCCUCCCUGGUUUCCUGAGAUAGGCACGGCUGCAUCCUCCAGCUUCUUGCUUCCUCCCCGCAGGAACUCAGGCACCAGGAUGGGACCGAGGCCUAUCACAAGAACACAGGCCCCAGCCCCAAACGUGGGGGGCCGGCACCAGCCCCCUCCCUCCUCCCUUCCAAACAGAGGACUUAAGUCUCAGCCCUCGGCUUGGCCGCCAUCUUUCCAGAGCUGGACGCACAUGAGGCAGAGAAGAACCUCUCUCAAAAAGCAAAAAGUAUUCUCUGGCUGAUCCAUGUGACCCUCGCUCAGUGUCUCCUCACCUGCAACCCCUCUGCUCGCCACUACUUGCCAGAAACCCGAGAUGAAAAGUGACACCAGCUCCGAGUGAUCUUGGGCAAGUCAGGUCUCUCUACAGACUGUCUGCAGAAGGAUGGCACUGGCUCAUUUAAAGAGUCAUCGAGCUCCCGUCUCUCACAGCCUCCAAUUCUGCCAAGAUGUGGAGAUCUGGAACCAAGGCCAUCCUGGCCUCCUGCGAGAACAGACUUGAUUAACCCCCAGUGCAGAUUCACUGAACCUCCUAGAAGGUCUGGGGUCAGGGGCCCAAGAGUUUUGAAACAAGUGCCCCAGGUGAUUCUGAUGCCCCAGAGAUUGAGAGCUGGUGGCUCCUGAGUAAGCCCAGGGAUCAGCGUUACCUAAGAUGAGAUAAUGGCUUCAGGUGGUCCUGCCAUCCCCGGUAUCUCCUGCCUCAGCCUCCUCCGUUGCCCAGUGCUUCAGCGCCCACUAGGCCUGAGAAAGAGACUUCUGAAGUCUACCCCACCCCACCUAGGUUCCCCAAGGCCCUGCCGCGCCCUGGGGAAUCAAGAGAGCAUUCGGUCCAAGGCUCCGUGGACAAAUGAUGGUCUUGGACAGAGGUCCACAAACCACAGUCUGUGGGCCAAAUCUUUAUUUUUGUAAAUAAAGUUUUAGUGAAAAACA